AUAAAAGGAAAAAAGGAAGGGAAAAUCUGAAUUCUGAAGAACAUUCUGAAAACGAAGGAGAAGAUUGAGUUCCCCCAUUUCCUGAAUUGUGAACCUCGUGAUCUCUGUUUCCCAACCAUACACACACGUUUUUGUUUGUUUCUGAAUUCGUUUCUCUGUUGCAAAAAAGUUUCAUCCUUUAUCUAAAGGGGUUUCCCAAACAAAACAGAAGAAAAGGAAAGGGCAUUACUUGCAAAAGAUUCCUCGUUCAUCUUCUCAAUUCAAUCAUCGAAUGAACGAGAUUCAGAACUGGGUCUUCUCCAUCACCAUGGGCAGAGUAAUCAGGAAAAUGGGGUUUCUUUUGAUACCCAGAUGAGCAUGUCUUCUCUUUACCUUAUCCUCUUUCUGCAUAAGGAAACACGUUAUGCAACAGAAAACAACCACCUUUGUGUCUGUUCGGUUCAUAACAUGAUUGUAUUUCAUUGAAUUAUUCUUAUAUUACGAGGGAAGCUUCAAGGAUUGGUGUUGUUUUUUCAGAUUUGUUGGAGGGUGUUAGUUUUUCUCAUUUUGAAUCAUUGUUGUUGUUAUUAUUGUUAUUAUGUUCAAACAGAUACUCAAUAAGCUUCCUCGUAAGUCAUCCAAAGGUUCUGAACAUGGUGGAAGUGGAAACCAUGUUCAUUCAAAACAGGGGAAUUCUUCUCCUGCAUUGCAUGGAAAUUCUGAUUUAGAUGCAGGGCAUCAUCAGAAUCAUGGUAAUGUUGCAUCAUCGGGUUUGAAUGGGGAUUUGAUGUGUCUCUAUGACGAACCAUUGCCUACAUUCAGGGAUGUUCACAGUUCUGAGAAGCAGGCUUUGUUUGUGAAGAAGCUAAGGUUGUGCACUGUUGUUUUUGACUUCACUGACCCUUCAAAGAACCUCAAUGAGAAGGAGAUUAAGCGGCAGACAUUGGUGGAAUUGGUGGAUUAUGUGACCUCUGCGCAUGGCAAGUUUACCGAAGUGGUGACAUUGGAGGUUGUGAAAAUGGUGUCUGCUAAUAUAUUCAGAACAUUGAGUCCUGAGCCGCGUGAUAGCAAAUUCGUUGAAGGCCUUGAGACGGAGGACGAUGAGCCUUCGAUGGAUGCUGCAUGGCCUCACUUGCAAGUUGUGUAUGAACUUUUUCUGAGGUUUGUUGCAUCACCUGAGCUGGAUGCAAAGUUGGCCAAGAGGUACAUUAAUCAGUCCCUCAUUUUGAAGCUGUUGGAGUUGUUUGACUCCGAAGAUCCCAGAGAAAGGGAGUACUUAAAGAUGACUUUGCAUCGCAUCUAUGGCAAGUUCAUGGUUCAUCGCCCUUUCAUUAGGAAAGCCAUCAAUAAUGUCUUCUUCAGUUUGAUUUUUGAGACAGAGAAACAUAAUGGGAUUGCUGAGCUCCUUGAAAUACUGGGCAGCAUCAUUAAUGGUUUUGCUUUGCCAUUGAAAGAAGAGCAUAAACUGUUCCUUGUUCGUGCAUUGAUUCCUUUGCACAAACCAAAAUGCUUAGCAAUGUACCAUCAGCAAUUAUCUUACUGCAUUACUCAAUUUGUAGAGAAAGAUUGCAAACUCGCAGAUGCCAUCAUUAGGGGAUUGUUGAAGUACUGGCCAAUAACCAGUAGUUCAAAGGAAGUUAUGUUCCUCGGAGAGUUGGAAGAAAUCUUGGAAGUAACUCAACCUCCAGAAUUCCAGCGCUGUAUGGUGCCAUUGUUUCGGCGUAUUGCCCGUUGUUUGAACAGCCCACACUUUCAGGUGGCUGAACGAGCUUUGUUCUUGUGGAAUAAUGAUCACAUUCAGAGCUUAAUCAAACAAAAUCGUAAAGUAAUUCUUCCCAUUAUCUUCCCUGCAUUGGAGAAAAAUACUAGAAAUCACUGGAACCAGGUUGUCCAUAGUUUGACCUUAAACGUGCGGAAGAUCUUUUAUGAUCUUGAUCCUGAUCUAUUCAAGGACUGUGUGCUAGAAUAUGACAAAUAUGAAGCAAAGCAAGAUGAAGCCACUGCAAGACGUGUAGCCACUUGGAAACAAUUAGAGGAACUUGCUGUAAAGAAGGCUGCAAGUAGUGAAGCCGUGCUUGUUCAAUAACCCAUUAUUAGAUCUGCAGCUUCCUGAAGAAAUGUAGUAUUUGGGUGCUCCUUGAUGGAACUGUCUUCAUGGAUAAUGGGAUGUAUGGUUUUGAGAUAUUAUGCAGCAUGUAACACAGCAGCACAAGAGUGUAUACAACAGUAACAACAACUGAGUGGCUGUGCUGCUUGAUGUUGGUGGCAUGGAUGGUGAGUUUGCAUAUAAGCAAUACUCCUUGCCAAAUUAUUGUGAUUCAAUUUUGAUUUCUCUUUGUCCAUAUAAAAAUAUAUACUAACAUCAAAUCAUAUAUUGUCAUCUCAAUAAAAGAGUUUUGUUAUGGUAAAACUAUCCGAGAGAUCAAACUCUUACUGAGGUGACAAUACAUGAUUAAUGGUCAAUUCUGUUGUCAUUGUUAUAUUUGAGAAAGUUGGCUUUUUUCCUUUAUUUUUUUGGAGGAAACAUUACUACCCUACUUGAAGUUGUUGUAAUGUAAUUAUAUGACUAAUUGAAGAAAACUCGAGAUGUAUUUUGCCACCAUGAUAAAUUACAACUCUCUCUUUUCAACAUUUUCUGUCA
Messenger RNA from Arachis stenosperma, 2620 nucleotides. Its product is annotated as serine/threonine protein phosphatase 2A 59 kDa regulatory subunit B' eta isoform-like. The record is from RefSeq and is a predicted model, not a curated record. Lineage: Eukaryota; Viridiplantae; Streptophyta; Magnoliopsida; Fabales; Fabaceae. Gene Ontology annotation, molecular function: protein phosphatase regulator activity. Gene Ontology annotation, biological process: signal transduction. The coding region runs from base 578 to 2065 and encodes 495 amino acids. Gene Ontology annotation, cellular component: protein phosphatase type 2A complex. The transcript has 3 exons.